Harpegnathos saltator (Jerdon's jumping ant) is the source of this 3650-nucleotide messenger RNA. RefSeq lists its product as uncharacterized. Bases 64 to 795 code for a protein of 243 amino acids. NCBI's taxonomy places the organism in Eukaryota, Metazoa, Arthropoda, Insecta, Hymenoptera, Formicidae. The transcript has 3 exons. The record is from RefSeq and is a predicted model, not a curated record.
GAAAGCUCAGUUGGAUUGUAACAGAUUUAAUGACUGCAAAGUCUUGCCGCUCGCUGACGAACGAUGAAUAUUCCAUGUAUCUUUCUCGCGUGUUCGAUCGUCGUCGAGCUGUGCCUCGCGCAAACGAUGCAAGAUCAAGAGGUAAAUAACUAUUUACGCGUCAUGCAGAGUGUGUUUUGGGAGAAAAUCAAAGCCUAUGGAUGUUCAAAUUUGCCGGAUUACGAUGUUAGUAUAGACUACGACAUCGACGACGGGCUGAGCUACGAUAUAAAAGGAACUCUCUACCUGGAGGAUGGCUUCGUUAUGGAUAUAGAAGAUAUAGCGCUCAUGGACACACGGAAGACUACGAAUGAAGUUGGCCAAGGCUUUUCUAUGAUAAGAACGCCCAUGAGGUUUGUGGGACUGUCGUUUUUCCGUGAUUUCCGUUUCAAGACCGACAAUCCCGAGAGUAUACCGGAUCAAAUGGUAGGCAGCAUAAUUAUAACACCCACGGAAUUCUUCUUCAACAUCAUGAUCAGACACUACUUUGCCACGAACGUUGUCAACUGCACGAUGAGCAAAGUAUUACAGUCGCAAGUAAACAAGAAAUCAAUGCACUUUUAUCCCAGCAAUACGCUCACAGAUAGGUUGAGGAAAAAUUACGUGAGAAUAUAUAGAUCGAAGAACAUUACCAACCCCCCCUUGAUAUCUGAAAAGAUUGACUACUCUUGGCAGAAAAUAUUGGAGCCUAUUCUCAACGAAGUAGUAGCGACAAUCCCGUUCCCGAAGGUGGAGUUUAAAGUGGAAAGAAAUUGAUCGACCGAUUGUUUCGACCGCGUUCGACUAAUCUCUCUCUCUCUCUCUCUCUCUCUCUCUCUCUGUCAUUACCGGCUACAACGUGUCGUAGCGUCACGCUUCGCUUCGAGGCGAGAACGAGAGCGAGGAAUGUAUCUCCGCGCGCGUCGUGUCGUCCGUCGAAUCAGUCAGAAUGCUAUUACAAAGCAGCCUCGGAGAGGGAGACCGAGAAAGGGAAUAUAAAUCCGGCGAGGGAAAAAAUACAAAUAAAUGUUUGCGGCUUCGCGCCGGCCCUAAAAAAGCAUUUUCAUGUUACGUCGGAAGCGAUCUAUGCGGAGCGCAAUAGUUUCGUCUACGCCAGCCGAUGCGCCGGCGAAUUCAAUAGCGUCAAGUUAUACGCUUUCCUCGGACGCGAUCGAUUUGCGCUCGCUCUCGCACGAAUCGCCGACGGCCGAACAACAGUUUAGGCGAUAUCGAUAUUAAUAUCGCACCAGCGCGCGGCGCCGGCGUUCCUGUCGAUUUUAGCGGUCCCAGAUGAGCUGCUGCAAUUGCGGUUACCGGUUUACCUGCACACGCACGCACGCACGCGCGCUCGCAUCGCCGCGCCGCCGGCAGUCGGAUUAAUUUACGGCGUAUAAAGCGCGCGUCCGCACGAAACAAAGCGCCGCGGGCGCGCGCGGGAAGGAAACUUCAUUUUCUUACAUCCGGGGCGCAGAUUAACGGCCUCGUUUAUCACCGGCUGACCUUUCGACCGCGAUAUCCACGAGCACCCAUGUAGCGGCACCGAACUGCGAUUCGUCCGGCUGUCCGCGGCAGCAGCCUUACGGCUCCCUCGUUUCUUCUUCCACGCCGCUUGUCCUCAUCCUCGUCCUCAUCAGCGCGGCGCGUGUUUCGUCGCCUCGGCCCAUUUGUAGGCAGGAGACACCCCGUAAAUUGCGCGAGAUGCUGCGCGAUCUAUCUCGGGGACAUUAGCUCGAGGACCGUCUCUGUCGAGCCGGAAUCCUCACGAGCGCGAGUCGUUACGAGAAAGCGAUAUUCUCCGUGCGUCGCGAGGAAAAUAAGCGAGCCACUCGCGAAAUCACUCCCGCGGCUCGCAUCAUCGGGACACAGGAGGGCCGGCUUUUAAUUACCGCGUAAUUGAGAAUCGGAGCGCGCUUGUUUACCGGAGAUAACGGCUAUUUGCCGAUGCGAGCCGCCGCGUUGACCGAUAAUCAACGGCCGGUCACGUAAUGCAGCUCACGUGAGCUCACGAGCGGAGCAAGAAGGGAUUCGAACACGAGAUAUGAAGGAAAGCCGAAGAUGGACGACGGCUCCGGCGACGAAGGAGCCGAGAAAAUUAAGUUCGCCGCUGAAGAGAGCGCGCGCGCGUCGACAAUGGACGCGCGAUGGAUAGCCGAAAAACGCGUAUUUCCUGCCGACUACCUAUUCUUACGUGGUCGCGCUACUAACGUCGCCAGCGACGCUUGGCAGCAUCCGUCCGGCGAGCUUUUGUACCGGGCUUCCGGCCGGGCUUGCGCGCGCGCGAGCGUCGCGCGGAAGAGAAUCUCUCCCCCGCUGUGGACCGGGGCGCGAAGGAAACGAGAGAAAACCGUCGCCACAAAGCCCGACGCCGUGGAAUCAGGAUGUUCGCGCUCACGGGUGCACGAACCGUUCUUCCUGCCACGCUACGUCGCCCGGUGAAUGCACCUAAGGCGCGCGUACACACGUCGGCAGGCCAGGUGGCCUGAGCGCUUCCUGCCCCUCGCCGCCUGCCCUCGCGAAUUCUCCGGUCAAUUUGGAGCCGAUUUUUCCCCGCCGGGAAUUCGAUUUAGAAAGACACCUUGCUCCCCCCCCCCCGGCCCCGCGAUUCUUUCUCCCUGCCUCUCGGUCUCUCAUCGAUAUCUCUCGGAGAGCGCGCGUGUUAAUAAAACGCGAGUAAAAUCCGCUCAUAAAAUAGGGGUAAUUAAAAAGUUUUGUUUACACGUGAUCCCUCUUACACGAAGUGAUAUUUAAUAACACGAUGAAAAAUGCGGAACGCGCGUAAUGUUCUGCCGCUCGCUUGUCAAAAAGUUUGCCGUUGUUAUUCUCGCGCACGUCAAAAAGUUCGCUGGAGAUUGCGCAUAUUUUUGCGGCGCCCGGGAUUGGGAGUGGCUUUUUGUACGCUCCAAGUGGUGUAAUGUAUGUGACAUUAUUAUAUUAUGCUCCUAAGUACCGAAAAUAGCGCAAUGGAAAUAAUUCCGCUCACUCGAACGAGCAAGCGAGCCGGCGAGCGGGCGGGGAAGGGCGCACGUGCGAAUUAUCUCACGGCAAAUGGAUAAUUUCGCGCAGAAAAUACGCAACAAAUAAAACGAGAGAGCGCGCGACAGUUCGGACUGGCAACGUCCGGAAACGUUUGUCGACGCCCGUUCUAAGCCAGUCUCGAAUAUAAAGCACAUUUUAUCCGGUCCGCUUUGCGCCGCUAAAUAAUCCAAAACGCCAAUUUCCCGCAGCAACGAGUACUUUUUCGCUCGGUCGCCGGCGCGCGCUUUUGUGCCGACUUCAAGUUACUUCCGCAUCGCGGAAACUGAGUUUUCCUGCGGCCCGUCGGAUCCAUACCGCCCGAAGGGGGGCGGUGGAAACAGCGGCGGUAAUAUCGCCAGAGCGAAGCCUCGUACGUAUACCGGGCAUCAGAAAUGCCUCCGUUACACGUGCGCAAGUUUUCGGAAAAAUUGCGCUGCGCGUAGAUACGAGUCGGAAUUGCUGCCGCGAUAAGAAAGCAGAUGUCGCUCAGUGAUAAGCGCUAAUAAGAUGUAGCAGAUAAAAAUUUGAGAGAGAGAGAGAGAGAGAGAGAGAUAAUGUAAUAUUGAUUUUUACGCGCUUUAGAUCCACUACCUUAAGAGCCCCUCUUAGGAGCGUAA